Gasterosteus aculeatus aculeatus (three-spined stickleback) is the source of this 3603-nucleotide messenger RNA. RefSeq names its product reeler domain containing 1 (gene reeld1). Lineage: Eukaryota; Metazoa; Chordata; Actinopteri; Perciformes; Gasterosteidae. The record is from RefSeq and is a predicted model, not a curated record. Gene Ontology annotation, cellular component: membrane.
UGAUUCUCCGUAGCAUGCGGUCGCCCCUCCGGUGUUUCUGGGUGGGUGUGGUGCUGCUGUCUCUGGCUCCCUCCACCUUGACCUUCUCCAGCGGCGCCGGCCACGCCUCCUGUGGGGAGAUGAUUCCCGGCCACAUCCGCUCCCACCCCCGGGACGGGGGACGCGAACACAUCGCCCUGCGCGCAUCCGCCUCUUCUUACCUACCCGGACAGUUGGUGACAGUGACGGUACGAAGCUCUCGGGACUUCAUGGGCUUCCUGCUUCAGGCCCGUCGCGUGGAAAGCGCCAGGAAGGGGGUAGGACCCAGGAGGGGGGGUCCGGGGCUGGUGAGUGGCUCCUGGACCUUUGCGCCGCCCGGCACUCACACCCUGCGCUGCCUCUCCGAGGGCGACACCCUCACGCACUCGGACAAACAGCUGAAGAGGAACCUGUCUUUUGUGUGGCGAGCCCCCGAUGCGCCCGCGGGAGACAUCAGGUUCUACAUCACAGUGGUGCAGUCUUACUUUCUAUACUGGGCAAGCAUCGAGUCCGCGGUUGUCCGUGAUGGGAGUCGUGGUCCUCGGACUGGGAGUAACAUCACUGGAGACGAUGCAAGGAACUAUGCACAACAGGACAAGGAAGUUACCCCUCUGCCAGCAUCAAAUAAGGAAAUGAACCAGAGAGCCAGGCCUGCUGCGACCCUGGGAGCACCUACACCAACAAGCAGUGUAGAACAAAGCUACAGACCUCAGGAAACACAAACAGAAGCGUCGCGUCCAGUCUGGGAGGUAAACCCUCUGACAAACCAGGCGGUCAAUAAAAGAAAGAAGAGUUCCAUUAUUUGGGGUUUUAAUCAGAAUGCUACCAAAGGCAGUAGGAAGGACACUUAUACAACCGUCUCACAUGUCAGUGAAGAAGCAGAAUCAACUCACCAAGUUCUCGAAGGGGUGGAAACUGGUACUGACAUUUUGUCCAACAUCACCAGCCCCCUUUUCCUGCUCCAACCCAAUGCUUCCCUACUCCCUUUGAUGGAGGGUGAGAUUGAACGGAACUCUAAGGAUCUAAUACUGCCCAACGUUCCCGAAACAACGGUUAAUUCCAGUAGAACCAACGUACCUUCAACCAACCACGGCUUCCACAAUAUAAAACCCACCAUCCACGAUCCAUCUCAGAAUCGAAGGGAGACAAUUCCGGACCAAAGUAUAUCUGUAAAGUUUUUGAACCAAAGUAGCUUUUUGCAGCCCUGGAGGAUUACCAAGUCCCAAAUGAGUCUAAUCAAGAAUGAAAAGGGCCACCACUUCGUUCCUCAGCCCCAGAAUCUUCAACUUGAACCUUCUCCCCACCCCGAAACAUCUUCAGUCGAACCUAUUCUUCACUCUCCAACUAGUCCAAGCCAAACCUCUGCCUUCUUCCGUGAACCUUUAUCUAUGUCCCGAACCUCUCCACCACACAUUUUCCCAUCCAACACCCUUAUCCUGCAACCCAUGAGCAGUUUACCUCACCCUGAAAAGAGUCGACCCACAACUCAAUUUAGACAAACAACCGCUUCACCUCUGAGCAGACCUUCCCCACCUCAACCUGUGAGUUUUACCCAAGUCAUGACUCAAACUAUCCCAACUCUAACUCAUAGUCAAACUAGCUAUACCCAAACAGAACACUCCAAAUCUGUCCCAACGGCUGAGGCUUUGAGUAUCUCUCCCCAGCCAUGGUCCCUCCAAUGGUUCCGGCCCCCUUCCCAAACCGCUGACCCCCAGGUGCAUACCUUUGGUAGGAAGCCAACUCAAACAUCAGCAACUCUUCGAUCUAUCAACCUUCUGCACUUAACAUCAAGGGUUAGACUGGGUGAAGAUAAGAAAGUCAAAGGUCCUCUGUCUCAAGCAAAGCUGGAAUCCUCUGCAUCUCCUUCCCGUUUAGGGUCUACCUCCUUUUCCUCCAGCCAUGGAUGGCAUGCCUCUUCCCUUGUUCCCCCCACCACUCCUAUGUAUCUCUCCGAAGGUUCAGCCCCUUUAUCCAUACGUACGUUUUUCCACCAUGACUCUUUGUCAUCUUUACCCUUUCCCACCUCAAUGAAGAACCUACCCGAAACAGCUCCAGCCCUCAUUUCUCUCCCUUCUCCUUCCCCAAUCUCCAUUCCUCGUCAUUCGCCAGCUCAACCUUCCUCUACUUCCCCUCUACCAUCCUCCUUAACCUCUUCUACUGUAGGUCCUUCAAACUCCUCAGACUAUCCAUCCUUAUUACCCAUGAUUGCCUCAGCCCCUUUAUCUACUUCUUCCUCAUCUCCUUUCACCUCCUCCCAGACCAUCACAGGUUCAGCCAAUUCCUUGGCCUCUUUUCCGACCAUCUCUCCAGCCCUCAUUUCCUACUCAAUGUCCUCAUCAACCUCUUCCAUUUCUUCUCCCCCGUCCCCUCCCUCUUAUUACCCAUCCAUCGCUAGUUCCACCUCAACAUCCUCCUCCUCCUCAAACUUGUUUGCCACCUUUUCUUCGUCCCGGUCUACCGGCCCUCAGCCAGAACCCUCUCCAGCUCCCCGUCGCUCUUUCUACAACCCUCUAGCAUCUUUCACCCCCUCUCUUGUUCCUCCCCAACAACUCACCCCAGGUCACUGGAUGCCAAUCCAGAACCACAUCGAAUCAUCCAAUGCUGGAACCAACAGCGAUCUGCCAACACCAAGAACAGCGGUGCACCCAAACCUCGGCCCCAAGUUGAAACCAAACCUUCCCAAAACCGGCCCUGAACCCAAACCUCCCCCCAAGCCGCCUAGGACUCCAGACAAGAAGCAUCCAGACGUACCGCCCCGGCACAGCGCAUGGGAGCUGAGCAUGCUUCUUGGCUGCUCGGUGGGGCUGGGCACGGUGCUGGUGGUCUUAGUGAGGUACACUUGCCGCCAGGCCUGCGGCAAACAGACUCAGCUGACGCUGAAUGACAGAGAGACGGAGUACGGGAGAGGAGAGAGAGGGCUCCUUCACCUCCCAGAGGGUGGAGAUCUGGUCCGGGUCCGGAGAAUCAGGGAGAACAGUUUUGUGCUCCUGGCAGAGUAUGAUGUCCUCGCAUCCCCUGGAAACUGAAGGUUUGAGAUACUAAAAUCUACGCUACUGGAAGAGCAGAGGUUUUGGAGCCUGCAGCAACAUUAGGUUCAGUAAAGUAUCAAAUAAAGAAUGUAACGUCAUGAAUGGUAUCUAACUAGCCUAGCAUGAAUGGUACUACUAAUAAAGAAUUGACCUUUUCCAAUGGUAACUAACUAGCCUAACAUGAAUGGUGAUGCAAAUGAUGGACUUUCUUUAAUGGUAGCCGACCAGCCAAGAAUGAAUGUCCCAUUAACUAGCCAAGCUAGUUCACGGCAUUAUAAAAACAUGAAGAUAGUGGUCAUACCUUGAUGAAAAGGGUGUUUUAAUCUAAAUAUCCAACUUGUGCGAAAAUGUUCGUUUGUAGCCCCGAGAUUUAGGCCUCCAGCAUGUUUAGAGAAUUAAAGCAACAAUAUGCUUCUUAAUUGAAUGUAUGAUAUUUAAAGACGAGGCAAGGAUGAUUUCAAACUUUGACUUCUGCUCACCAACAUCAAACAUUUAUACUAAAUCUAAAAAAAAGUGUCAUUUGAAGUCAUAUGGAAGGAUGUUACAAUAAAGUAUA